Molecule: messenger RNA, 1359 nt
Organism: Paraphaeosphaeria sporulosa
Lineage: Eukaryota; Fungi; Ascomycota; Dothideomycetes; Pleosporales; Didymosphaeriaceae
Product: MFS general substrate transporter
Exons: 3
Coding region: 1-1359 (452 amino acids)
Biological process (GO): transmembrane transport
Cellular component (GO): brush border membrane
Molecular function (GO): transmembrane transporter activity
Source: RefSeq, a predicted model, not a curated record
AUGUCUUCUGCGCCUGUCCCACCGGCGCUGCGCAAGAAGGUGCUGCGCGUGCUCUUCAUCUCGCUGCUGCUCGACCUGAUAUCCUUCACCUUCAUCCUGCCGCUGUUCCCCAAGCUCCUCGAAUUCUACCGCGACCACGAAGCCGCACAGAACCAUGCUACGCCCACGCUCCUCGCGCGCAUCCUCAGCGGGCUCAAUGCGUACAAGAACUCGUUCGCCAGACCCAUCAACGACCGCUACGAUAUCGUCCUCCUCGGCGGGGCCCUUGGGUCCCUGUUCUCCUUCCUCCAGGCCAUUGCCUCUCCUAUAAUUGGCACUCUGUCCGAUCGUUACGGGCGGCGCACGGCGUUGCUGUGGUCUAUGACUGGCAAUGUGCUGAGCGUCGCGCUGUGGGUCGCCGCGACCGACUUCCGCACAUUCCUGGCGAGCAGAGUCGUGGGAGGGCUGAGCGAGGGCAAUGUACAGCUGGCCAUGGCGAUUGCGACCGACAUCAGUGAUGAGAGCCAGCGCGGUGCAACCAUGGCACUAGUGGGCGCAUGCUUCAGCAUAGCCUUUACAUUUGGGCCGACACUGGGAGCGUGGCUGUCGAGCAUCGAGAGCGUGAAGGCGAACCCGUUUGCGACCGCGGCGGGCUUUUCGCUUUUCCUCAUCGUGUCCGAGACCUUGUAUCUCUACUUCUGCCUGCCCGAGACGCUUCCGAGUGCCGCGCCCGCGGUAGACAAGAACCACGCGAACGGCAAUGGGACGAAGAAGGAGGAGCUUGAAAAGCCGCGCGUGCGCACAAAUUCACACUUCAUCCUCAACGCCACCCACUUCUCUUUCAUCCUGUUCUUCUCGGGCAUGGAGUUCUCCCUCCCCUUCAUGACCUACGACCUCUUCUCGUACCAGUCCAAAGACACGGGCCGCCUUCUCGGUUUCAUCGGGCUCAUCGCGUCGCUUCUGCAGGGCUCCGUCGUGCGCCGUACACACCCGCUCAAAGUCGUGAAAAUGGGCGUUGUAAGCUGCACUAUCGCCUUCUUCAUUCUCGGCCGCGUAGAGUCCCAAAAGAUGCUGUACACCGCCGCCGCGCUGCUCGCUGUUACUAGCGCGACAGUAGUGACUGGUCUGAACAGCCUGAGCAGCUUCGAAGCGAGCGCAGAUGAGAGAGGAGGAAAGCUAGGGAACCACAGGAGUUUCGGGCAAAUUGGGCGCUCCCUCGGGCCCCUGAUCUUCUGCUCGCUGUACUGGUGGGCUGGACGCGAGACGGCGUACGCAGCGGGUGCCGCGGGCAUGAUUGCCGUGUGCGCGCUGGUCUUUGGUGGCUUGAAGGUGCCACCAGGGACGGAGACGGUGAGGAAGAGCAAGGCCAAGGCGACGUAA